GGUGGACUGCUGAGGGUUCCCGGAAAGGUGUUGCCUAGCGGGGAUCAGAUUCCCGACAGAGCUCAGCGCGGGUCUUUCCGGUCACGUGCUGCACGGAGCCGCGGCUAGACUCGUUAUUGCUAGGCAACGGCUUGCACACUUUGUCCGGUGCUGCACCCUAGCUGUCUAGGAGGAUCUGGGCGCCGCAGGCGGACAUGGACCAGUACUGCAUCCUCGGUCGCAUCGGGGAGGGCGCCCAUGGCAUCGUCUUCAAAGCCAAGCACGUAGAGACUGGAGAGAUCGUUGCCCUCAAGAAGGUGGCCCUGCGGCGGCUGGAGGAUGGCAUUCCUAACCAGGCUCUAAGGGAAAUCAAGGCUCUGCAGGAGAUCGAGGACAGUCAGUAUGUGGUACAGCUGAAAGCCGUGUUCCCACAUGGUGCAGGAUUUGUGCUGGCCUUCGAGUUUAUGCUGUCAGACCUGGCAGAGGUGGUGCGCCAUGCCCAGAGGCCCCUGGCCCCAGCACAGGUCAAGAGCUACCUGCAGAUGCUGCUCAAAGGUGUUGCAUUUUGCCAUGCCAACAACAUUGUGCAUCGGGACCUGAAACCUGCCAACCUGCUCAUCAGUGCCUCAGGCGAGCUCAAGAUCGCGGACUUUGGCCUGGCCCGCGUCUUCUGUCCAGAUGGUGGUCGCCUCUACACACAUCAGGUGGCCACCAGGUGGUACCGAGCUCCUGAGCUCCUGUAUGGUGCCCGGCAGUACGACCAGGGCGUCGACCUAUGGGCUGUGGGCUGCAUUAUGGGAGAACUGUUGAAUGGGUCCCCCCUGUUCCCGGGAGAGAAUGACAUCGAGCAACUUUGCUGUGUGCUUCGCAUCCUGGGCACGCCCAGCCCUCGAGUCUGGCCGGAGAUCACAGAGCUGCCUGACUACAACAAGAUCUCCUUCAAGGAGCAGGCACCGGUGCCCCUCGAGGAGGUGCUGCCUGAUGCCUCUCCCCAGGCCUUGGACCUGCUGGCCCAGUUCCUCCUCUACCCUCCACACCAGCGUAUUGCAGCCUCCCAGGCCCUUCUGCAUCAGUACUUCUUCACAGCUCCUUUGCCUGCCCAUCCCUCUGAGCUGCCAGUUCCUCAGCGCCCAGGAGGACCUGCACCGAAGGCUCACCCAGGCCCCCCUCAUGUCCAUGACUUCCAUGUGGACCGUCCUCUUGAGGAGUCACUGCUGAACCCAGAGCUGAUUCGGCCCUUCAUCCCAGAGGGACUCUUAAGAGCUACAAGAAACUAAUGGGUGACAACUUGUGUCUGGACGCUGUUUGGAAACAAAGGUACAGGAUGAUAAAAAUGUAGUCCAUUUGUUGAUUUACACAUUGGUGCCUUCAGUGAUCUCUGCAGAGCCUUUUCUAACUCCGUAUCGCACAGUGAUACCCAGGCAUACAGGGAAACAUUGACCAGCAGAAAACCAGCUCUGGAUUUCCAGGUGGUGGACUCACCAGAUAGUACAGCUACCACACUUGGUACUGGUAGAAACAGUGGGUGGUACUGAAAGUCAUGUAAUAAUACAACAAAAUACAAAUUUACAGCCUGCAGUAGGAUGGUCUACCCCCCACCCCCACACACAAAAAAAGAUUUUG
This is a messenger RNA of Microtus ochrogaster (prairie vole), 1602 nucleotides long. It is a transcript of the gene Cdk20, whose product is annotated as cyclin dependent kinase 20. Lineage: Eukaryota; Metazoa; Chordata; Mammalia; Rodentia; Cricetidae. Gene Ontology annotation, molecular function: ATP binding; protein serine/threonine kinase activity. Gene Ontology annotation, biological process: protein phosphorylation. The record is from RefSeq and is a predicted model, not a curated record. Gene Ontology annotation, cellular component: nucleus.